AAAGGCGCCGCCGCUGAGCGUUACUAUAGCGACGAGAGAGUCUUUCUGAGCCUGCAAAAUCCAGAGUGCUAUGCCCCGCUCCAGCGAUAAUCUUUGGGACCUGGCUGCCUCCGAGGUGCAGGCAAAAGAAAAUGCCGAGGACAACUCUGCAGAGACUGAAAGAUCCAUAGUCUUCAUAGGCAACAAAAAUGGGGGGAAAACCUGCAUUAUCCUGCGCUGCAUUGACAGGGAUGAAGCUCCAAAACCCACGCUGGCAUUGGAGUACACCUUUGGUCGGAAGGCAAAGGGACACAAUACACCAAAGGACAUCGCUCAUUUUUGGGAACUUGGCGGAGGAACAUCACUAUUAGAUUUAAUACAAAUUCCAAUUACUAGUGAAAAUAUUCGGACGUUUUCUAUAGUACUUGUUCUCGAUCUGUCGAAGCCCAAUGAACUUUGGCACACAAUGGACAGCCUGUUACAAGUCACCAGGAAGCGAGUGGAUACAAUUAUCGCAGAUAUCGGAAAGUCCAAUUCUAAGGCAGCAAAUCAAAUCAUGCAGAACAUUUGGAGGAAUAUUCCAAACAACCAUCCUGACAGAGAAUUAAUUGACCCAUUUCCAUUGCCGUUAUUGAUUAUUGGAAGCAAAUAUGAUAUUUUCCAGGAGUUUGAGUCUGAAAAAAGAAAAAUAAUCUGCAAAACACUCCGCUUUGUAUCGCAUUACUUUGGAGCUUCUCUGCUGUUCACUAGCAAGGCUGAAUCUCACAAAAGUGUCUUACGUUCAUUUGUAAAUCAUUUGGCAUUUGGACAAGACAGGAGCAAGCUCAUGUCUGUGGAUCACAACAAGCCUCUCGUCAUUCCAGCUGGAUCCGAUUCCCUGAGUCAGAUUGGGACCCCUCCUGCCUCCGACAGUGACCUGAGACAAGUUAACGCUCGAACACCCAUGGAGCUUUGGAAAAAGACGUAUGAGAGAAUUUUUCCUCCAGAGCACAAAAAUGACUCCAGAGACUUAAAGGACCCUGCAAAAGACCCACAGUACGCAGAAAGGGACAUAGAUGCCAUGCGAGCUGCCAAGGAUCAGGAACUGGAGCAGUACAAAAGGAACGCUGAUAAGUCUUGGAAAUCAAUGACCCUCGGACUUCAUGCACAGUAAAGAUAGUGUUAUUUAUUACAGUCAAGCAGAAGUUUUAUAUAUAUCUAUCUACAGAAAAAGUUUGUAUGUUUUACAUGUAAAUACAAUAAAAACUGCUUUAUAUAAUAUA
Molecule: messenger RNA, 1241 nt
Organism: Bufo gargarizans (Asiatic toad)
Lineage: Eukaryota; Metazoa; Chordata; Amphibia; Anura; Bufonidae
Gene: DYNC2LI1
Product: dynein cytoplasmic 2 light intermediate chain 1
Exons: 13
Coding region: 71-1132 (353 amino acids)
Biological process (GO): intraciliary retrograde transport; intraciliary transport involved in cilium assembly
Cellular component (GO): cytoplasmic dynein complex; axoneme; ciliary basal body
Molecular function (GO): dynein heavy chain binding
Source: RefSeq, a predicted model, not a curated record